AUGAACGGACAAACGUGGCGGCGUAAGGUGAAUUCAGAUUUAGCUCUGGCCGUACACGGAGGCUUAGAAGCGAGAGGUGGGAGGGCUGGGGGGGUUAUGGGCGCAGGAGGGAGGGGGGGGGGGGGGGGGCGCAGGAGGGAGGGGGGGGGGGGCAAAGGGGCCGUGAGAACGCGCGCGCGCCGCAAGUUCCCAGCCACGCGCCACCCGCGCCCAGCGCGCGACCUAACCGUCGCGCACAUCAGUGUCUCGCGUUGUGGACGCGUCUGUACCGGUGCAGAGGCGCGCGGUCGCGUUGAGGUCGUCGCGGUCUGCGCCGAUGCCGCCGCUAGAUGCCCCUUAUCUACACCCACACGAGCGCCGAGCACACCAGCAUUUAUUUACGAGGUAGCCGCUAUACACGCGGCGCGGAUAAUGGAUAUGGAACAAUGGCCGAGCGAGGUGCGUCGU
Molecule: messenger RNA, 447 nt
Organism: Iphiclides podalirius (scarce swallowtail)
Lineage: Eukaryota; Metazoa; Arthropoda; Insecta; Lepidoptera; Papilionidae
Source: the annotation of a GenBank genome assembly